AAAAAAAAAAGUAGCUGAAAAUGGAAACACUUCAGUAUGGUUCUGAGGUACUUGUAAGUACAUUGAAAAAUAUUAAGACUAAAUUCCAACACUGGUUUCAGCUUUUAUUGCUCCUGCCCUCUGUGGGCACUUGCGCAGUUUCCCAGAAGUCUAAUAAACUUUUCUAAAAACCAUCUACGCCAACUUGUCAGGGCUGUGUGAACGAACACAAACUGGGUUCCUUCCUGUCCUGAGUGGGACUUUAACAGCUUGGCCCCGCUGGCAGCCUCCUCCAGCCUGUGAAGUGACGGAGGGGCUGUAAUUUGAGAGUGGCGCUGAGGUAUUAUUAGCCAAAAACCCGAGCGCGCCACUUGAGACGGCCAGAUGUUGCGUUUGAGGCACCAAGUGAAGUCGGCGGUCGGCUGCAACCAUCUCCACGCUGAGCGAGAGCAAAACUCCCAAACACACGACCUUCCUGUUCGCGCACAGUGAUGGAGGCUGACAGGCUCGACUGAAGCAAGAGAAGACGGGCCACUGUCACCCGCUUGGACAAACGGAACGGGGAUAUCGAGCUGGACGUGAAAGCCGCAACAAAGCGUGAACUAACCGGACGUUUAAACCAGACUGAGAUGUUUGUGUUUCUGCGCCGAGUAGGAGUUAAAUAGUCCGCCGGUGUGACACUUUAGCUGUGGGGAAAAAAGAAAGAAAAAAAACGUUUUAAACUCAUAUAUCCAUACUUGUGUGCGUGUUUUGGGACGAGGCAUCAUGGCUUUUCUUCUUCACUUGCUCCUGUGUGCCGGGAUGUUAUCACUGCCGACGUGCGGAGCCUUUUUCACCGGACCGCUACAUCCGGAGAUGUCCAACGGCACUUUCCAUCACUACUUCGUGCCGGACGGCGACUACGAGGACAACGACGACCCGGAGAAAUGUCAGAUGCUUUUCAAAAUGACCGACGAGCGCAAGUGCGGGCUCGACGAGGACCAGGACGCCGUCAUACGGGACGACUUCACCAUCAUCAAGAGGCAGAUCGAGGACUCGGCCAGGGUGCUGGAGGGGAUCGGGAAGAGCAUCUCAUACGACCUGGACGGGGAGGACAGCUACGGGAUGUAUCUGCGGAGGGAGACGGCGCAGAUAAGCGAGGCGUUCACAAACUCGGAGAAAUCUCUGCUGGAGCUGGAGGUGAAGUUCAAGCAGAGCCAGGAGAGCGAGCUGAAGGAGGAGCACCGGCUCAACGACGACUUUCUGAACAUGGUAGUGCACACACGGGACGUCCUGAAGGACACGCUGGACAUUUCUCUGGGGCUGAAGGACAAGCACGAGCUCCUGUCUCUGAUCGUCCGCAGCCACGGCACGAGGCUGAGCAGGCUGAAGAACGAGUACAUGAAGUUCUGAGAGAAAGUAGUUCCUGCUACACCAAUCAAUACAGUACUAUUUUGAUGUUUGUUUGUUUUUUUAUUCCAAGGGUUGAGUGUGACCAUGAGGCAGAGGCAGGGUUUACAAAUUUGAUCAAUCAUUAUCAGGGAUAAAACCGUAAGCUUCAAAAAGUGAAAGUAGAAAAAAACAAAAAAACAAAGCAUAUUUUCUCAUUAAAGGUGCACUAUGUCGUUUUGGGGGAAGUCAUUUAAAGCAGAAUAUACCAAAACAAACCUGCUUUGUUUUCAUGACUGAAUUAACUGACCUUAAAGGACAACACAGUUUCACACUGUUUUACUUUGUUCAUAUUUGGCGGACCCUGCCACCUUUCUAGCUUCAAACAAUACUUUGGGGACCUGCUGAGUUCUUAUUAAUACCUCAUUAAUAUUGUAAAUGUUCUUCUCCAAAACUACAUAGUGCCACUUUAAAAAUCUAGAGCAGCGGUUCCCGACUUUGGGAUCAGAAUACAUCAAGUGUUCGAAAGAUACUGUUGAUCUGAGAUCACAAGAUGCUUAAAGGAAUCUCGCACUUUAAAAUAGACAAACAGUUCACUUUCGUUGUAGCUGAAAAUGACUUAAGUUGAGGCCCAUGCAGAUAGUUUUGGUUUAAUUUGCUCAGGUUUUGUUAUAUCUAGCUCCAAAAUUGGAAUAAUCAAACCCCACAACCCCCAAAAGCCUGAUUCCCUGUCUUUUUUUUUUUUUUGCUAAUUUGGUUAUUAUUAUUAUUACUGACACAAUUCAGGAGGAGUCAGCUGUAUUGGUCCCCUCAUUGUUAAGUUACCUCAUGCCCCUGUUUUGUACAGGGGCCAUGUGUUAGAAUGUGUUUUAGGACUUCAGCGUACCUCCGCCAACAGUUCCCUUUUCUACUCACUCAUAGAUACCAACCAACUAAAUACACCUAAUAAUUUUUUAUCAACAUCAAUGCCUUAUACCCUAAGAAAUUAACCAAAAUGUUGGAAACGCACAAUGUUAAGGAACGUGAGAAAAAAAUAUUCCUGGUUCCGCACCAAAAGUUAAACAGGGUCGAUUCGUGGUCAAGAACCAACUAACCAACCAACACAACCAAUGAGUCCUUGGUGGAAGUAAGUUAUAAAGUUAAUAUUGUCCUCAGUUCUUUAAAAUAACAUUUUGACAUCGUGAGAAACAGCUGAUUCAUUCACAUCUAUUGCUUUCAUGACAGAAAUCCCAAGAGUGUGUUAGAAAACUGGGCAAAUAAAACCAUUACUGCGAGUGGUGAGUAAGAAAAUGUGUUUUGAAAUUUAAAAAAAAAAAAAGGGGAUUUGUUGGAUGGAACACCAAUGAUAUUACUUUUCAUAGAAACACCACAGGGGAUGAUAUCCUCUUUCACAGUAAUAAUAUAUGACAAUAUUGUGAUACAUUUUCUGGAAAAGAGCUAGCUGUCAAAUCAUUAAUAGACAAGAUUACCAUUCAGAAAUGUCUGCCUGUGGCUGAUCCAGCAAACUAAAAUACCUGAUAAAUCAAAGUGCUUCAUCAUAUUGAUGCAAAGAUCCAAUAUUGCCAUAAAAUGUUCCUUGUCAGUCAUUAAAAUUCACCAAGGGAUAUUUAAUAGCUAAUGUGGUAUCGAUGAUACGGCAAAACCUCUACACAAAUUUAUAUCAUCUGACUGAAACUGUCUUAUUGCCCACUGCUUGUGAACGCUGUAAUAGUCCAAUAAAAACACACAAUAUUGGUAAAUACAAAUUACAGUAAUAUUUUCCAAUUAGUAACGUAUGGCCUUGUGUGUGUGUGUGUGUGUGUGUGUGUGUGUGUGUGUGUGUGUGUGUGUGUGUGUAAAACAACGGCUUACAACAUGAGUCAGCCAAUCAAAAAAAGUGAGAACAGGAACUAUCAGUUCCUGAGACAUAAGUACUGUUGUCCGAUGAAGGGUUUCACAAAGCUCAUUCAGUCCUCGGAGAGGAAAAAUAACAAGCGACGAGUGAGUUUUGGAGAAGAUUAGCAGAUUCACUUCAGGAUUACGAAAAAAUCUUGGACACGUUUGGACAGCUUACGUGUCAGCAUCGAUAUUCGCCAGUGAACGCUGCGUGUGUGGGUUUGAUUCCCGCCCGGGAAGCUGACUUAUUGAGCUUUGGAAAACUCUGUUGACAGGGUGGACCUCAUUCAGCCUGGUUAAAAGCUCCUAACAUGAGCGACGUCAUCGUUGUUCUCCUCUGACAAAUCCAGAUGAAUGUUUAUAAGAAUAUCAAAUAAUGUUUACAUAUGAACACCUAUCUGUUGUAAUAUUUUGCUUCAUAGGCUACGGCACACUUUGCACAAUUCUUCACUGUUGCGGUGCUAAAGGUUGUGACACGGUUCAAAAUGCAAGGCCUUUACUGUGCCUGUUGUGCACAGGCAGUAUACUCUUGUAAAAUGUACAGUGUAUUAUUAUUAUUAGACGUAAGUAAAUACUGUGAGUGCCAAUAUCUUAAUUACAGAACAUGUAUGUAUUCUUUGUUUAUAUAAAGUUUUGAGAUAGAGCUGCAUAUAUCUAUACUUGUUUAUGUGGUGGGAUGUAAUGUGUUGACGGAUAAGACUGCAGGCAGCACUCGUGGACUUCAUGGCCAAACAUUAAUCUGUGUGACAGCAUUCUGAACAGAUUGUGUUGUGUCGUCUCAAUAAAGAGUUUGUGUUUGAAA
This is a messenger RNA of Acanthopagrus latus (yellowfin seabream), 4024 nucleotides long. It is a transcript of the gene fibinb, whose product is annotated as fin bud initiation factor b. NCBI's taxonomy places the organism in Eukaryota, Metazoa, Chordata, Actinopteri, Spariformes, Sparidae. Bases 745 to 1371 code for a protein of 208 amino acids. The transcript has a single exon. The record is from RefSeq and is a predicted model, not a curated record.